Messenger RNA from Meloidogyne enterolobii, 1167 nucleotides. The record is from the annotation of a GenBank genome assembly. NCBI's taxonomy places the organism in Eukaryota, Metazoa, Nematoda, Chromadorea, Rhabditida, Meloidogynidae.
AUGAUGGAAAGAAAUAUUGAAGAGGAAAAUGAAGUUAAAUGGGAUAUUCCUAUUUGGUAUAGUAUUAAUGGAACAGAACAACCAAUGCUUUGGUUAAAAGACUCAACGGAAACGAGUGAUGGGGAUUUAAUCGUUUUAAAUUUUCGUUCUGAAGGAUUUUAUAGAGUACAAUAUGCCCCUGAUGAAAUGCAACAAAUUCGACAACAAUUAUUUGAUAACCAUACGAAAAUUUCAAUGAAUAGCAGAGUGCGUAUAAUUAAUGAUGCAUUUACAUUAGCAGAGGGUGGUUAUUUGCCUUAUGAAGUGAAGAUUUUUUUAAACCUAACAAAUUAUGUUUUAAAGGAUACUUUAAAUUUAACCAAAUAUUUGGUAAAAGAAGAGGAAUACCCACCUUGGGAAAUGGCUUUGACUGGCUUUAAUGUAAUACAAAAUUAUUUUGAUGAUGAACCUGAAAAUGAGGAUCUGGGGGCUUAUAUUAAAUUAUUAAUUGGUGACAUUUUUGAUCGUGAAUUGGAUAAAAUUGGAGAAUGGAAAUCCGAAGACAAAGAAAAAGAUUUCUUUAAUGAUUUGCUUCAUCAACGAAUAGUUCAAACAAUGUGUACAUUAAGAGAUUCACGUUGCAUAAACGCUAUUCUUGACAUUUAUCGGCGUCAAUUUGUGAAUUUCUGUACAAACUUAAUUACAAGAGAGAAUAAUAUUAACAAUUCAGUAUUACCUUCUUUACCCCAUAUACAAGAAAGAAAAAUGGCUAGUCAAUGUUCCAAAAUACCUGCAACUUUUCGAACUCUAGCUUAUUGUGAAGGUGUUCAUUAUGGAACGGAACAAGAUUGGAAUUUAGUUUUGGAAUUAUUUAGAAAUGAAAUUGUUCAAGUAGAGAAGGAACGUUUACUUAUAGCGUUGGCGUGUUCUAGAGAUACACUUACAUUAAAAAUGCUUCUUACAAUGGCCAUUGAUCUUAACAAUACAAUUAUCCGUUUACAAGACAGUCCUUCGGUUUUCAAGUAUGUUGGAAGUAGAAUUAUUGGAAAGAAAAUAAUUUUGGAUUUUUUUAUUGAUAAAUGGCCAAUAAUUUAUCAAAAACCAACAACGUAUGUUACGUUCAAUUAUUUCUUCAUCAAUUAUUGGCAAAUCUCAAAGGGUUAUGGACCAAGUAGAGAACUUUCUUAG